UAGCAAACAAUUUUGUAGUAACUUUUUACUUUCCUUUCUCCCUACUAUCCAGUGUGCUUUUUCUCUUUGGCAAUAUACCACUCUGUUUUGCCGGUGCGCCCCCCCUUUUUUACUCUCCUAUUUUACAAACACACGACAAAUCUCCGAGCUGUCAAAGAUUCCAUCUUUUAUUGUCUCUGUUUCUUCUUCUUCUUCCCCAUUUGUUCCUCAAACCUCAAAUUCUCACAAACCCCACUUUCAUUUUUUUAUUAACCAACAAUCAUUCUCCAUCUUGUUUAUUUUUUUAAAUUAAUAAUGGGGUGCACCAGUUCCAAGAUUGAUGAUUUGCCGGCGGUUGCUCUCUGCCGUGAACGUUGCUCAUUCUUGGAUGAAGCUAUUCACUAUCGUUAUGCUCUUGCUGAAGCACAUCUUGCUUAUCUUCACUCACUUAAAACUGUUGGAAUCUCUGUUCAGCAUUUUUUCAAAGAAAAUGUUGAAAUUUCUCAUUCCCCUGUUUUUGUUAAAGGUGACCCACCACCCCCUGAACCUCCCAAGAAAAUGAUUCCUCCUCCUUCUGCUCCUCCUCCUGUGGAUUCUCAUUCUAGUUCUGGUUCACAUCUUCAUUUUCAUUCUGAUUCUGAUUCUGAUGAAGGGUCUGGGACUGAUUCAUUACAUCAUCAUCAUUUAGAUGGUACUUCCGUACCGUUUCAUCAGUUUAGUUAUGGGGAUCAUGAAAUGCUUGGUUUUGGUGCUUCUUAUCCAGUUGGGGGAAAUGGGGGUGGGUUUAUGCAUAUGAAUUUCAUGAGGAAUCAAACGACGCCGUCUGUAACCUAUGAACAACGGCCGGUGACUGUUCAGAUGAGUGAAUCCUUUUCUUCUUCUUCUUACUACCCUUAUCCUUAUGCUACUAACUAUCCGGAUUAUGCCAAUUAUGGAGGGGGGUUUUAUCCCUCAUCCACAACGCCGGAAGCGGCGGUGGCCGGGAUGUCAUUGGCUCCUUCAAGUUCAAAACCGCCUCCCCCUCCGCCGUCUCCUCCGAGGAGUUCGCCUUGGGAAUUUUUGAAUCUUUUUAAGACGCUUGAGAGUUAUCCAGUGUACCCACCAAGCAGAGACUCGAGAGAGGUGAGAGAAGAGGAGGGUAUACCUGAUUUGGAAGAUGUGGAUUUUGAACAUGAGGCUGUUAAGGAAGUUCAUGAGGAUCAAAGGUUUGUAGAUGAGGCUGCAACUGCAAGUGGAAGUUAUUCAAAGGCAGUUGAGGAGAAUGAGAAGGCAGCUGAUUCAGAGUCCAUACACCACCACUCAAGAACAAGUUCAUCUGUGGAGGAUGACCCGAUUGAGUAUGAGGUACACGUCGUGGAUAAGAAAGUGGUUGAUGAUGCGAAUCGGGGAAAUGUAGCUGGUUCCAAGGGUCGUAGUUUCAAUAGUGAUUCUGAUGUGGUGAAGGAGAUUCAAGUUCAAUUUGAGAGAGCUUCUGAAUCAGGGAAUGAGCUUGCUAAGAUGCUUGAAGUUGGAAAACUUCCCCACAAUCGUAAGCACGCGACAUAUCAAGGGAUAGUUUCUUCCAAGAUGUUGCACGCGAUUACCCCUUCCUCGGCUGUACUCUCGCUACCGUCUACUUUAAAGAACGAUGCGAUUGAGAUUGCUGAUCAUGCCAUUUUAGAUGUAGAAGGAGAUAUUAGUUCAAGAGCUAGAAACAUUUCUUCCACAUUGCAGAAGCUGUACCUCUGGGAGAAGAAACUGUCUGAGGAGGUCAAGGCGGAGGAGAAGAUAAGGGUGCUUCAUGAAAGGAAAAGUCAAAAGCUGAAGCAAUUAAUUGAAAAGGGGGCUGAUUCUGACAAGAUUGACAUGACCAGAAAAUUGGUUAUAAGUCUCUCCUCAAAGAUUAGAAUUGCAAUUCAGGUAGUUGAUAAGGUUUCUGAGAAGAUAAACAAAUUGAGGGAUGAAGAGUUGUGGCCACAACUGAACGAACUUAUUCAGGGGUUAUGUAGAAUGUGGAGAUCCAUGCUUGAGUGCCAUCGCUUCCAAUCCGUAGCCAUUGGAGAAGCAAAACGGUUAGAUGCAAUUGCAUCUCACAAACACUUCAGUGAUGCUCGUCUUGAAGCUACUCUGCAACUUGAGCAUGAGCUUUUGAACUGGACUUUGAGUUUCUCUUGUUGGGUGACUGCACAGAAGGGCUAUGUGAGGGCAUUGAACAGUUGGCUUAUGAAGUGUCUUCUAUAUGUACCGGAAGAAACAGACGAUGGAAUAGCUCCCUUUUCUCCUGGCAGGAUUGGUGCUCCCCCUAUUUUUGUCAUUUGUAAUCAUUGGUCACAAGCAUUUGAAAGGGUCUCGGAAAAAGAGGUGGUUGAUUGUAUGCGAGAUUUUGCUACAAAUGUGCUUCAGCUGUGGGAGCGAGAUAAGCUGGAAUUACGCCAAAAGAUGAUGGUGAACAAGGAUAUGGAGCGACAAGUGAAGAACCUGGAUAGGGAAGACCAGAAGAUACAAAAGGGGAUUCAUGCACUAGACAAAAGAAUCGUUCUGGUUUCUGGAGAGGAAAAUAGUCUUUCAUUGAAUAGGAAUGUUGUUUACCAGAGUGAGACUAGCAAAAACAGUAGCUUUCAGGUUGGUCUACAACGUAUAUUCGAGGCCAUGGAAAGGUUUACUGCUAACUCCUUGAAGGUAUACGAGGAGCUUUUGCAACGUAUCGAGGAGGAUAGACUUCCUAGAGAGCCUGAAGCUGUGUCGUAGUAUUGCUUUCCUUUUUCGGGGGGACCGUUUAUGCUUGUUCUCUAAAUUAGAAGUUACAGAGAUUGUAGUUUAGGGGACAAAGGGAAACCUUUGCUGUAAAGAUAGAGAAACUAAGUUAAACAGCGAUAUGCCUUUUGAGUCAUUGCAACUGAAACUUUUUGCAAUGCUGAGAUCGGAUAUUCUUGAACCUUCAAUUUUAGCCAUCAACUGUUUUGAGAUGCCAGCUGAAA
Solanum lycopersicum (tomato) is the source of this 2936-nucleotide messenger RNA. RefSeq names its product protein ALTERED PHOSPHATE STARVATION RESPONSE 1-like. The record is from RefSeq and is a predicted model, not a curated record. Lineage: Eukaryota; Viridiplantae; Streptophyta; Magnoliopsida; Solanales; Solanaceae.